Xenia sp. Carnegie-2017 is the source of this 1391-nucleotide messenger RNA. RefSeq names its product dickkopf-related protein 3-like. The transcript is spliced from 3 exons. NCBI's taxonomy places the organism in Eukaryota, Metazoa, Cnidaria, Anthozoa, Malacalcyonacea, Xeniidae. Gene Ontology annotation, biological process: negative regulation of canonical Wnt signaling pathway; multicellular organism development. Bases 158 to 745 code for a protein of 195 amino acids. Gene Ontology annotation, molecular function: receptor antagonist activity; co-receptor binding. The record is from RefSeq and is a predicted model, not a curated record. Gene Ontology annotation, cellular component: extracellular region.
UUGAUUGGUUCUCCCAAGUAAUAAAUGUUUCAUUUACUUUAAUGAUCGACUUUAAAUGCUCGUUUUACUGAAAGAAGGAUUACAUUGUGAAGGAGCAGUCGCCAAGCAAGAGAGUAUCGAUCAAAAUAAGCUAACGGGAAUAUAGUGUUGAACGACGAUGAAACUCCGCUUGUGUACGCUGGCACUAUUGUUACUCCUACCUCGUCUUGUUGAUUGCGUUAUCUUUAGUUGGCUAUGGCAUGUCAAUCCUCUUGAAGAAAAUUCCUUAUCGAAACACAACUCGACGCUUAGAAAUACUACAACUAAGAUGUGUACAAGAGAUCGUGAUUGUGGAAAGGCGAACUAUUGCCACCGACAUUAUGGUACAUGUCAUAAGUGCAAGAAGAAUAAAUUGAAGUGUCGCCGCGAUCACGUUUGCUGCAAAGGCUUUGAGUGCGUGUUUGGAAGUUGUCGGAAAACUGUUAAACCUGGAAACUUUCUAGCUCGGUGUAGAAAAGACAAGGACUGCAACCCGGGACUGUGCUGCGCCAAGAGUCACGGAGAGUUUGUGUGUAAGAGAAUGCGACAAGAAAACCAAUUUUGCAGAGUGCUAGAAGGUGGAGUUGCUUACGCUGUAAAUCAUGGUUGUCCUUGCGAUAAAGGUUUGGUGUGCAAAAAAACCAAAUUACAGAAGAAAAGGAUGAGGGGAACGACAUCCAAAGGUUUUAAGAGAAAGUUACGACGCUGUCAGAAAAUUGUCACCUGACAUGUCCUCGAAAUCGAUAGAAUUCGUCGUGAAUGAUUAGCUUUGAAAUUCGGCUGUUUAUUAUCAACGUAUUAUAUUGCCAAGGCAAACUAUAUGGACACCAUGCAGAUCUCUGCUAGGGGGAUUCUUGUUAUACGCCAACAAAUAUAGCUAUUUAUACCAAUGUAUAUAUUUGCAAUAAAUUUCACUAGUGUUUGGAAAAUGAUUUGUAGGCAACUAUGAAAUAGUUGUAUAUAGAAUAAAAGAGAACGAUUUUGCCACAUGUAAAAUUUCAUAAAAUAGUGAUUGUAUCUAAGAUAUCAACAAAGAUGGCUGCAAAAAGUUAUGUGUGUAUGAAAAUGGAAAAGGCAAUCUGUUCCAAGUCAUGAAGAUUCUAUGGUAAUAUAAGUAGCUACAUUCGCGGAGAAGAAACAAAAUUGAAACAUCAUAAAAUAUGGAACAUUAAUUAUGAAAAUAGUAGACAUCGACAAUGAUUUCAAAUCUACUACAUCAGUGCAUUCCCUUAUCUAAAUUUUUCUAUAUUAUAUAUGUUACUUCUGUAUGUACGUGUGAAGUCUACAUUUAUUGCAAUUUUUGCCCAAUUUUGUAUGUAGAAUAAAUGUUCUAUUUCUGGCUAUAUUUUUUAUGUUAAACAUAUAUGUCAUUU